AUGGAUCCCAACACACACGUACAUGGUCCCGCCCCGGGACACGACCAUGCCUGCACUAUAAUCUUCCUGCAUGGCCGUGAUAGCACCGCCCAAGAGCUCGCCUCCGAGUUGUUCGAGAGUGAAGCCAGCCCCAACACGGCCACCACCGACGACCAAGACCUCACUUUGCCUGGCCUGCUUCCCUCCGCGCGCUGGGUCUUCCCCUCCGCGCCGAUCCUGCGCUCGCAGCGCUUCGACAUUGACAUGUCGCAGUGGUUCGACAUGUGGUACGUCGAAGACCCCGAGGAGCAGCCCGACAUCCAACGAAGCGGCCUGGAUCAAAGCAUGCAGACGCUGCGCGCCGUCAUCGAGGCGGAGGAGAAGCUCAUCACCAGGGACAGUAUGUUCGUCUGCGGGGUCAGCCAGGGCUUCGCCACGGUCGUGUCCCAGCUCAUUGGCGGGAACGAGGGGGGGUUCGCGGGCCUGAUCGGCCUGUGCAGCUGGUUGCCUUUCGCAGUCGAGGUUGAGAUGAUGGCGCCGCCUGCGAAGCUGAAAUCAACGCCGAUAUUCUUGGGCCACGCGCUCGACGACGAGGUCGUUCCGAUUAAAAACGGCCAGCGCAUGAGGAACGUCUUGUCACAAAACCUGGAGCUACGCGUGGAAUGGAAUGUAUACGAAGACGGGGGACACUGGAUCAAUGAGCCGCAAGGCGUGGAUGACAUAGUAUCAUUUAUCAAAGCAAAUUUAAAACAAUGA
Messenger RNA from Cordyceps fumosorosea ARSEF 2679, 735 nucleotides. Its product is annotated as Phospholipase/carboxylesterase. Bases 1 to 735 code for a protein of 244 amino acids. Gene Ontology annotation, molecular function: carboxylic ester hydrolase activity; palmitoyl-(protein) hydrolase activity. Gene Ontology annotation, biological process: protein depalmitoylation. NCBI's taxonomy places the organism in Eukaryota, Fungi, Ascomycota, Sordariomycetes, Hypocreales, Cordycipitaceae. The transcript has a single exon. The record is from RefSeq and is a predicted model, not a curated record. Gene Ontology annotation, cellular component: cytoplasm.